CAUUUUUGGGCCUGGAGUUUCCCUGCAUGGUAAGCAGCUCAAUUCUAGAGAAGGUUGUAGCUCAACAGCAGACAAGUCAGAUGGCUUGGGCGAGGCUGUAGCAAGGGCAUGACCGCGAAUCAGCAGAGAGCCCUCACAAAGAAACAACAGAUCAACAUAGUGGUCAAAUUGCUGAACUCAAGACGAGACAGGGCCGAAGAACUGCGUGACAGGAUUGCCCAGGGGAAGGGCAUCCGUGCUCACGGACAGGAAUUUGAUCUAGCAACCCUCCGCGAGUCCUUGGAUUUAUGGGAGGCGCAGCAUGGGGAGGGGAAAGAUCAGCAGCCGCUGCCGGAGCAACUUCAGCCUCAGCCAAAAGAGCAACCGUGGAAGCAGUUGCCACCACGGCAACCCAAGCUUCCUCCUCAAGAGCAAGAAGUCGCAACACCACAGCGGAAAAGCGCAAAGCCGGGCUGUGAGAAGCACAUAUUUUCAAGCCCUCGAGAAGUCGCUCGAAACAAAGACGUUGAUGAAGCGGACACGCUGCGGCACCCAGCCUCGAAGCGCCCAGCCUCCCCAUCUGCGGGACACAGUUCGCUUGAGAAAGAAUCGCCGAAAAGCGCCAGAAGAGGAGCACGUUCGCCUGGGCAGGCUGAAGCAGAAAGCCUCACUGUCAAAGCCUUGAAAGCCCGACUGAGAGAGCAUGGCCUGCUGGGUGUCUUAGCGUCUGGGGGCUGCGUGGAGAAAGCAGAACUUCAGGCACUCUGGGAGAGGUUCGAAACAUGGCAGCAGCGACCCUUGCAAGAACUGCAGGAUCAAUGCGAAGCGCUGGGCGGUCCACGUUUUGACAACGCCUGUGACGCUGCCAAAUACUUGAUAAAGUCACAGUCCGAGCCCGGAAGGCCUAGCCAUUCAGCAGGAGCAGCUGGCGCUCCAAGCCGGUCAGCCGGAACUGGUGCUCCGAGUUUCAUGGCGGCGUCCAAAGCGUUCCCGGCACCGAAGACAUGGCGAAUUUGGGGCCAAACGCCGCCUUCGUCGGCGCCCACGGUGCCUCCGGCCAAUCCAAAAGUUGCACCAGUUGCAACCUCUCCGCCGAACAGGGAACAGGAUGCUCAGAAGGAAGCUAGUCGCAUACUUCCGCUGCGAAGGGAGUCCUUCAUGAAUCCCACUUCUUGGGGCUUUGCAGUCCUUCAGGUGCCUGCUGGCACUAAGGAGGUUUCUGCGGUACAGCGUGCCUAUCGAGCGUUGAUGAGGAAACUCCAUCCAGAUCGGGCCGGAGUGUCAGAGGAUGUGGUCAAAGCAGUGGAGAAGGUCAGAGAGGCCAAAGAGGCUUGCGAACGUGGGCUCUCUCGCCAGGAACCGCCGGAACAGCCUAGAGAGCUACGCUCGGAAGUUGUUUGCGCUGCUGCUGGACGAAGGCGGUUCAAACUUAGUUGGACAGCGCCAGCUGAAAAAGAUUCUGCGCCUAUCCGCAGAUAUGUGGUUGCAGCGCAUGAUCCUGCGUAUGGACGGGCAUUGACAAUCACUGUCUUGGAGCCCGACUACAGUGAGGAGUUGCGCAGCUUUGUGGCGAUUGAAGACCUCACGUCCUAUGUCAUGGCAGAGGAGGAUUUGCAGAAGAUGCCGAAACUUUGGACUCAGAGCGCCCUGCAAGUGCAGGUGGCUGCUGCCAACGAAGCCGGCCAGUCCAAAUGGACGACGCUCAAGAUCCCACUCACCGGCGCAUUGGCGGGGAUCGCCCUUUCAGCGCCAGCGCCGCCGGUGAUCUCUCCACCUGGUCUGGGUGGUUCUCGGCCUCCUGGCCCAGCCGGUGGCUUUACCAGUGCGGCCACCAUGCGGAAUAGGACCACUGCGCUGGGUGAGAAUGAUGUUGCUGCCUUCGACAAAGAGCUGCGAAAGCUCAAAGGGCAUGCGCGCUUGAGAGCCUUCUUGGAACCCCACAAGAAGAACAUUCUUCAAGAGUGGUUGCGAUCCGUGAACUGGUCUUCGAUGGGUUCCAAGCAGGACCUUGUGGAGAGAGUCAUUUUCAUCCGUGAGGCGAUGGUUUGUUGAGCACGGCUGGCUGGGGGGGUUGGCUUGGGGGUUGCCGAGAUUCAACAACAAUUUGCCGG
Messenger RNA from Durusdinium trenchii, 2090 nucleotides. NCBI's taxonomy places the organism in Eukaryota, Dinophyceae, Suessiales, Symbiodiniaceae. The record is from the annotation of a GenBank genome assembly.